Schistosoma curassoni is the source of this 693-nucleotide messenger RNA. The record is from the annotation of a GenBank genome assembly. Lineage: Eukaryota; Metazoa; Platyhelminthes; Trematoda; Strigeidida; Schistosomatidae.
AUGGAAUUACAUCCAUAUAGACGAUAUUGCAUUAUACAAAUAAAUUACAUUUCCGAACGUCUUUUAGUCGUUUUGUCCAAUAAUGAUCUGGAUCAUGUAAAUUGGUCUCAUAUUCUUCAACUGAUAUCUGUUAUGAUUACAUGUAUUAAAGGAGGUGUAUCCACUGUUAAAUUUAUAAUUCAUCAACUUCUAUUGUCAUUAUUCAAUUCAAAUAUGAAUUAUAUCAACAAUGAUAAUGUUGAUUUAGAUUGUUUACAUUUAUUAGAUGAUGUAUUUAUUCAUAAAAGUCAAUUGAAUGUUUUAAAAUCAACUAAACAUGAUAAACAAUUAUUGAUAGGAGUUUUAUUAAUUGCACGUCAAUUAUGCUCAGAAGAUAAUCGAUUAACUGGGAUAAAUUAUAAACAAUGGUGGAUGGAAACAUUUUGUAAUCCAUUACUAUCAACACAUAAUAAUAAUAAUAAUACACAGAAUGUACUUUCAUCACGUUGUGCUGUAGUUUAUUUUUGUGAUUUACUCAUUGAACUAUUACCUUGGGAAACCGAUCCAAAAUUUCUACAAAUUCAAGUCAACACUCGACCUAAUUGGUUUAAUCCUGUAAAAAGAUCAAUGAAUAAUAAUCGAAUCAAAAUUCAUACUGAUAAAAUUCGCAUAAAACCGACUGAAGUAAUUGUGUAUUCAAUGAAGAUGAGUUAA